UCUCUCUCUCUCUCUCUCUCUACAUUUACCCUAAAAAGGGGCCCUCGUUUCUCCCAUCAUAAGCCGCUCUCUUGCAGCAGUCUGAUAGAGAGAAAAGGGGGAGAGUGACAGAGAGAGAGAGAGAGUGCUUCAUCUCUAUUUUGUUCUCAUGCCCUUUUCAUUCUCCGUUUCUGCAUCACAUUCUUUGAUAAAGAAAUCUGUUUUUCUUAUAAUCUUUAUAGUACCUAAACCAAUCCAAGGAACAAACUGAGGUUUCUAGGAAUCUGUCAUUCUCGUUUGAUAAGAUGGGUUGUUUUUAAAUCAUAAAUAUCUAUAGAAAUAAGAGAGGAUUUAGUGAAAGUUUGCAAUGGCACAAAGUUUUGAUUAUACAGUGUCAAGCCUUCUAUGUGCAGAAGACAAGGACAGUAUUUUUUAUGAUGAGGUUGAUUGUGGGGCUGUGGAGGACUUUGAGACUACUUGGCAUCAUAGCGGGAAUCAUCAGAUCAGUAAUCAAAACCACAACUUUGAUGGUGAAGAAGAUCCAUUCACUGGGUUGCCAUUGCAGAGUGAUGAGUGCUUGGCUUUGAUGGUUAAAAAGGAAUUCGAGCAUUUGCCUAAUAGUGGUUACCUGAACAGAUUGAGGAAUGGGGGCUUGGAUUUGGGGGCUAGAAAAGAGGCAGUUGAUCGGAUUGGAAAGGUUCAUGCCCAUUUCAAUUUUGGACCUCUUUGUGCUUACUUGUCUGUUAGCUACUUUGAUAGAUUCCUUUCAGCCUAUGAAUUACCUAAGGGCAAAGCUUGGAUGAUGCAGUUGUUGGCUGUGGCUUGUUUGUCUCUUGCAGCUAAAAUGGAGGAGACUGUGGUUCCUUUAUGUCUCGACUUGCAGGUGAGUGAGUCUAAAUUUGUGUUUGAAGCUAGAACCAUACAGAAAAUGGAGCUUCUAGUCUUGAGCACAUUGAAGUGGAGAAUGCAAGCAGUCACCCCAUUCUCUUUCAUAGACAAUUUCCUUAGAAAGAUCAAUGGUGAUAAAAUUUUGCCAACGUCUUCAAUAUUUAGAUCAACCCAACUCAUCCUGAGCAUAAUAAAAGAGAUUGACUUCUUGGAGUUCAGGCCUUCUGAGAUUGCAGCAGCAGUGACAAUAUCUGUUGCAAGAGAAGCUCAAACAGUAGACAGUGAGAAAGCAAUUUCUCUUAUCAUUCAACAUGUAGAAAAGGAGAGGGUGCUCAAGUGUGUUGAACUGAUCUAUGAGUCAUCAUUGGCAAGUGGGUCCAUGAGGCGCCCAAGUGGUUCAGUCCCAUCUGUGCCGCAAAGUCCAAUUGGUGUGCUUGAUGCUGCAUGUUUGAGCUACAAAACUGAUGGCACAACAGUUGGGUCAUGUCCUAGUUCUUCUCAUAGUACCCGAGACCCUAAGAGGAGGAAGCUAAAUAGACCCUUUGGAGAUGAGAUUUAGAGGGGGAUGUGGGGUAAAUUGGUUAUUUUCUCACCCAAAUCCAAAUCUGUUUGGUUUGGUAGAAUGGGAGUUUUGCUUGGAGGAAAAAAAGGGUUGAUUUUUUAUUUUCUUAAAAAGGGGAAAAAAAAAAAGGUGCUGUAAAGAAGAGCUCAAUAAGUUAGGUCAUGAGCGGGGCAUGGAGGAUGGCAUCAAAAUUAUUUCAUGCUCUUGGCAUGAAGGAAAGUCACCAGCUGUUAAAUAUUAGAUUUCUUAACAGCAAUGGACAAAGAAGAGUGUUGGAAAAGAAAAAAAAAUUGAGAAGAAAUUCUGUUUGAUUUUGUUUUUAAAAUCCGUUUUGUUUUAUGAGAUAUUGGAGUUCUCCGUUCAUUAGAUGGAUAAAGAAAAUAGAGGGAAGAAAGAGAAAAGGAUGAGGAAGGAAACACGACAGACAGUUGUAACAUUUAAUGUUUAUGGUUUUUUUUUGGGUUAAUUUUUUAGUUUGUUUUGUGGGAAAAAAAAAAUGAAGAAAAGAAAUAGUAUCCUUUGGAGGAACAAACAAGAAGAGAUAGCACAGUAUAAAAAUAGAGUUUGAAAAAGAAAAAAAAAAAA
Messenger RNA from Camellia sinensis, 2014 nucleotides. Its product is annotated as cyclin-D3-1. The record is from RefSeq and is a predicted model, not a curated record. Lineage: Eukaryota; Viridiplantae; Streptophyta; Magnoliopsida; Ericales; Theaceae.